Apis cerana (Asiatic honeybee) is the source of this 3850-nucleotide messenger RNA. Its product is annotated as MTOR-associated protein MEAK7. Lineage: Eukaryota; Metazoa; Arthropoda; Insecta; Hymenoptera; Apidae. Gene Ontology annotation, biological process: response to oxidative stress. Gene Ontology annotation, cellular component: nucleus. The record is from RefSeq and is a predicted model, not a curated record.
CGACAUGACACGUUUUCGUCUAUUUACAUUACUGGGGUUAAAAGGCCAGUUUCACUAGGCAAUUAAUUAAAUAAAGGGAGGAAUAAUAAGAAUACAUGGUGUAUACAAAAAUUAUAUAUGAGGUGGGAGAAUAAUAUUGUACAAAUAUUCUUUUUUUUUUUUUUUAAAGAGUUUGGGAUACCAUAAAACUUUUGUGACCCACGAUCAUAUUUGAUGAGACGAACGUGAUCGCCAUUUAUGCGUCAUUUAUUUUUAUUCUCAUUUUCUUUUUUUUUUUUUUUUUUGGAAGAGUAUACAAAAUAUAUAUAAAUUUAUAUGUACAAGUAUUUAUAUAUAUUUUGUAUAAAGACAUAUUUGGUUCGUUAUUUUAGGGUCAAGCAAUUAUUAAGUUUUUUUUUUCUUUGUUUUAACAUAAUGGUCAUGUUUUCAGUGAGUCAAAUUCGUUCUACAGAGGCCAGAAAAAGGGAGACAGCUCCAGCGGUGUUCACGAGCAACCUACUUUGAUGUGCCUACGGGAUUCGAAAAAAAAUAUUCUUAAUGGUGAUAAGAUGCCGGUAAAACAUACAGGAAAACCUGGCGACGUCGAUGAACCAAUUGUGGCCUGGAAUUUUACAAAAAAGAAAAAAGAAAAAAGAAAAAAAUUGAAAAAAGGGAGAAAAAUGAAAAGAGAGAAAAAAUAGAAUAGAUAGAAAGAAAAACAGAUAGAAGAUAGAAAGAGAAUAGCAGAAAAGAAAAGGAAAAGAUAUGCGCGAAUUAUAACGAAGAUACAGAAGACAAACGUGAUCUCGUAAUGAUAACGGGAACAAAGUUUGUCGUGUUCGUUGACAAAGUUUGACUUCUUACCGUGCAAGAUAUGACUGCCAUUUUUAUUCGAGGUACAAGGCUUUUGGGUAUUCUUCGAUGAAAAGUCAGAGCACGUUAUCGCGGUAUUUUUCAGCUUGAACUGGCCGACUUAGAAACUCCGUUCGAAUCAUAAUUACACUAUCUGUCCAUUGGGAGCAUCAAAGUUUAAAUUAUCGGUUAUGCACUGUCGCAUCCCGAUGGGAUACAAGCUGAGAAUAACAAAUCAAAGUAAAUAGAUAAGCAGUAUCCGGCACGCAUGUCCUUUCAUGUUACAUUGUUCCUGGGAAAUAGGAUUGUUCCGGAAUAAUCGCGAAUUAAAAUCGCGAGAAAAAAUUUUGGAUAUUAAAAUUUUGAAACACUUUUUCUAUCGAUGCACUCGGUUGAGAAUCAUUCGAGACUUCGGAACGAAUCGGAAAAGUUCGGGUGGAUCGGAAGAAUUCGGGUCGAUCGGAAAAAUUCGGGUAAGAUCGGAUCAGAAUAACAUCAAAGAUGGCGAAUGUACGGUGAAACGUAAUUUGUGUCUUUCUAAUUGUAAAAUAUUUUUAUACACAUUAUCCGUAAAUUUUAAACAGUUUCUUGAAUGAUCGUAAUAAAUUGUUAAAUCAAAAUUAUUAAUCAUCUUUAUUAAUGAGUAUCAAGAAGGAUAAGUAUCAAAUAACGCGUAACGAGAUUCUGAUCGGCCCCAAUCGUGGUUCAUCGACGCAAUUAUUCGAUGAUACAGUUGUAAUGAUAACGAGCUGCCUGAUCAACUGUGGGAAUGCCAUCCACUGAUCGACUCGAUUCGACUCGACCCGAUUGAGUCGAUAACGAAAGAGAAGGAACAGAAAAAAUAAAAGAAACGGAACAAUGUGGACCGCCUCGUAUGUUCUAAUCAGUUCAUGGUCGAUGAAGAAUUCUAAAAAAAAAGUACCCAAUAUUGCGUACUUAUACUAAUGUGAUUCGUGUCGAAUCCAAAUUUUCGUUGAGAAAAUAGAGGUAUAUGGAUUGCUGUGGAAAAUAUUUCUCACGUUUGAAAGAUGGGUCAUGGUUCAAGCCGUUCCGCUUCAUCCGCAAACAUUCUAUCAGCGGACGAACUAACCUUGGUGGAGAAUCUUUUCAAAUCUAUGUCUAGAAGUUCAGGUUCCAUAAAACGUGAAGAUAUAUUUAAACAUUGGUCCACCCAUUUGGAUGAUACAUUAUUGCAAUUUGUAGUAAAGUUUCUCUGUCAUGAACCAGGGAAAAGAGUUUCUGCUAUUAAUGGAGAGAAUUUUGGUAGACUUUAUGUAUUUGCUGUUCGUGGAAGUCCAGAAGAGAGAACUAACUUAAUUUUUAAUGGUUUCUCGGAAGAGGAACAGAAACACGAAAUACCCACUAUUACAUUCCUUCAAUAUGUUCAAGCUACUAUAAAUUCCUACUUGAGAUUACAAAAAAAUUCUGCCAACUCACACUAUUUAACAUGGAGUAGUAUUGGGUGUACAGUGAACACUAGAAGAAUAGGAAUGAGAUCUAGAAGUUUAUGUGAAGAUCUAGUCAAAUAUGGAGAUACUUUAUCUAUCGAACAAGUGGAGAAUUGGUUCUCCACAGCAGCCACUUUCAAAACCAUUCAAUCGCAUGUUUUUCAAUGUCUUUUCCUCAUUUCUCAGAAGAAAGGAGACAAGAAUACCAGUGGUAAAAUAAACGAUUUGAAUCUUUUGCCAGGUUGCAAGGGUUUGGAAAAUAUACCACACUUUCCUAGUAUUCUAGGAUUGGGUGAUGUUUUGUUUUUGAAUCUGAGUUUGCCUCAUGAACUUCGCAACGAAUGGAGAUUCCUAUUUUCCAGUCAGGUACACGGGGAAUCAUUUUCUACUAUGCUUGGAAGAAUAACCAUGCAAGGUUCCACCAUUAUAAUACUUCAAGACAUGGAUGAUCAUGUAUUUGGUGGUUUUGCUUCGAAUAGUUGGGCAACUGGACCAAAUUUUAUAGGAAACGAAUCUUCCUUUCUAUUUAAACUUGAACCAGACAUACUUACAUUUUCUUCCACUGGUUACAAUAAUCAUUAUCAGUAUUUAAAUCUUCAUCAACAAACUAUGCCUAAUGGUUUGCUUAUGGGAGGCCAAUUGAAUUAUCCAGGCUUAUGGUUAGAUUGCGAAUACGGAACUGGAAAAUCGAGCGUAUCCUGUACAACUUUCCAGAAUUAUAUUCAAUUAAGUGGCAAGGAGGAUUUUAAAAUCAAGCAUUGCGAAGUGUGGGGUGUAGGUCCUAUUCCGGAAAUAGAAGAAGAAGGACGCGAGUCGAAGUCAAUUUUGGAUCAAGAUUCUUCUUCGAAGGUCAUAUUGGAGAUGUCUGGCCGCAAAAUGUAUAGCGAGGGAUUAAGGGAGGAAAAAGAAUAAUUGUGAUACCAAAGAUUUGUUUGAAACUUUAUACAGAAUGAAAAAAAGAAAAAAAAGCAUAUCAGGCUAUUAUUUAAAUUUCUAUCAGCUUUUUAGAAACAAAAGGAAAUCAUUGUAACACGAUAUUUGUAACUCAAUGAUAAAAUAGAAAAAAGAGAAAAAGAUAUCAUAGCUUUCGUGGACGUUUUAACAGAGUAAUAAUAAAAGAAGCUUAUUUUUUUUUCUGUUCGCUAACUAAUUUUUUCGAAGAAUAAAAUUCUAGAUCUGUGUAACGGCCUGAUUUCUAGUACUAUUGUUAUUUUUAAUCAAUUCUACGAUACAGUGAUAUAAUACCUAAAAAAGAAAAAAAAAAAAAUAAAAAAAGAAAAAGAGAAAAAAAUAUAUCGAGUUGCUGUUUUUCGAAUGCCUAUUAUCUAGUGCCUGGUGAAUCAUCAAUCAUUUUUAAUUGGACCUCUUAAUACAUUAAAGAAAGUUUAUCAAUGAGAAGAAAUUUGUACAAUACAUAUUUAUUAUAUAUACAUAAGACUGUAUAUGUGUUAUUCAUAUAUGACUGAUGGUGGUCACUGUUCACUCUAUUGUCGGAAAAAAGAAACCAAAGAAUUUACAUUGCACUGUUCAGUAUAAUAUUACAGAAGUUCAAUAAAGAAUUGAAAUCUUGA